UAUGAUCGUUAUGUCGGCUGUCGGUGUUCUGUUAGGGGAGAAAACUGAUUGGGGAACUUCAAAGAAGAUAAUUGGAGAAUCGAAUUUCCUAAAUAGAUUGUUAAAUUUCGAUCGAGAUUCAAUUGGAGAAUCUAUUUUCCAAAGAUUAAAGAGGUUCACUGGUCAUCCCAAUUUUACACCAGAAAAGGUUGGAUUAGUGUCGAAAGCUUGUAAAUCUCUAUGUAUGUGGGUACUAGCCUUACAGAGAUAUUAUGAAGUUCAUAAAAUGGCGAAACCGAAGCAAAAGAAAUGCGACGAAGCCCGAGAAGCUCUUGAAUUAGCCAGAAAAAACUUAGCCCAGAAACAAGCUAGCUUAGCGAAGAUUACACAACAUCUACAAAUGCUGAACAAGCAAUACGAAGAUUCGGUUAAUCAAAGGGAAGAAUUAAAGCAACGAAAGGUUCUAACUGGUCUUCGUUUAAAAAGAGCAUCAGUUCUAAUAACUGCACUUUCAAAUGAGAAAGAAAGAUGGUUAGAAUCUGUUGCAAGCUUAGAGAAACGUUUAGAGAGUCUCGUAGGUGAUACGUUAGUUUCGGCAAGUUCUAUAGCCUAUUUAGGAGCAUUCGAUACAAUGUUUAGAGCGAAAUUAAUAGAAACUUGGAUGGAAUUGUGUAGACAAUUUAAAAUACCUAUUUCAAAGAAUUAUUCUUUGAUUAAGAAUAUGGUUACUGAAAAUCAGAUAUUAUUAUGGCAAAAUGAAGGAGUACCAUUAGAUAGUCAUUCAACUGAAAACGCUAUCAUAAUGCAACAUAGCAGAAAAUGGUCUCUGUUAAUUGAUCCGCAAGGGCAAGCUUUCAAAUGGCUUAGUAGAAGAAAGGGCUCUGAACUAAAAGUUCUACAGGCUGCCGAUUCAAAUUACAUGAGAACUAUUGAAAGAGCACUGAGAACUGGAGAAUGGGUUCUUUUACAAGAAGUAGGAGAAGUCCUAGAUCCGUCUUUAGGACCUAUUUUAUCAAGAAACACUUACAUGAGAGGUGGAAAUACCGUUAUUAGAGUUGGCGAUACUGAAAUAGAGUAUAACGAUAAUUUUAGAUUAUAUUUAACUACUUCUCUCGGAAAUCCUCACUUCUUACCAGCAGUUAGUAAUAACGUAACGAUAAUCGACUUUACCGUUACUUUUGAUGGUUUGCAAGAGCAGCUUUUGUCGAACGUUGUCAAACAGGAAAAACCAAAUUUAGAAAUGGAAAGAAGACAAUUACUUGAGAGUAUUGCUUCAGAUUUACAAACGUUACGUAAUUUAGAAGAUAAAACCCUAAGUUUAUUGCAAAAAUCAGAGGGACAUAUUUUGGACGAUGAAGAUCUGAUUGAAACACUUCAAAAGAGUAAAGUCAUGUCGAAAGAAGUAAGCGAAAGACUUGUUCGUUCUGAAGAAACGGCCAAGAAUCUUAAUAUUGCUAGGCACGAAUAUCUUCCAGUUGCAACCAGAGGAGCAGUUCUCUAUUUCGUUCUAGCCUCCCUUAGUAAUGUAGAUAUUAUGUACCAAUUUUCUCUAGAUUGGUUUCAGAGAAUAUUUUCAACUUCUAUUACUACGAAGCCCAUUGUCGUCGAUCCAAAGCAGAAAAGAUCUCAAAUAGAGCCUGGUAGAGUUCGACCACUAUCAGCAAGGAGCACGGAAGAUCAACCUGUCAAUUUAAUAAACCAUAUGAAUUCUAUGAUCGAAAGGCUCACAUGGAAUGUUUACAGAAUCGUUUGCGUUGGUUUAUUCGCUCAGCAUCAAUUGACAUUUAGUUUUACCCUUUGCGCAUCAAUUAUGAGAUCGAACGAUCGAUUUAUAAAGAGAUUACAAGAGGAAAAAGAAGAGAGGCAAAAAUAUUCAAAAUUAUUAAACAUGGGAAGUAUCACGGAUGAACAUUGGAAUAUAUUAAUGAGAGUUUCUAUCUUGGCUAAAUUAAUGACAGAAGAAACGAAAGCAACACACGACGGCCUAACUCCCAUGCAAAGAUUAGAAGUAGCAAAUACUGGUAAACAGCCUGCCAGACAUCACAGUAUUAGCUCGGAGAAAUGGCUAGACUGCCAGUAUUUGGAGGCUACUCUGGAGUCUUACGCCUUCCUUCUAAGAUCAUUUUUAACAUGUUACGAACAAUGGGAUGAUUUCUUCCAAGCUGACGAACCCUACGAAUAUCUUUCGCAACCAUUCGAUACCAGGAAAUUACCUGUCGAGAAACUCGAUACAACCGUUAUAUUUCAUUGGGAAAAAUUAUCACGUUUUGAAAGACUAAUUCUCAUUCGAAUUUUACGCCCAGCGGCCUUCACCUUUUCAGUGAGAACGUUUGUGGCCCAACAAAUGGGUAAUAAAUUCUUAGCCACUGGAGCUGUCGAUCUAAAUAGUAUGUUCCGGGAAAGUGACGCUAAAACUCCCUUAAUAUUUAUACUAUCUCCUGGAUCUGAUCCGGCCACCCAACUUUUAAGAUUCGCUAAAGAAACAAGAGGUUCCACAUUACACGUAGACAUGAUAUCAUUGGGUCGAGGACAGGGUCCAAAAGCUGAAGAGUUAAUGCAUAAAGCUCAAAUACUGAAAGGACGUUGGGUAUUCUUACAAAAUUGCCAUUUAGCCGCAAGUUGGAUGCCUAAAUUACAAACUAUAGUUGACGGAUUCAAUAGAUCUGGAGCGGAAAUGGAUCCUAAUUUUAGACUGUGGUUGAGUAGUAAGCCAGACCCAAGCUUCCCGAUAUCAAUUCUUCAGACUGGUUUAAAAAUUACGGUUGAAGCUGCUGUUGGAGUUAGAGCACAUAUUCAAAGAGUACUUGGAGGGGGAACAAUUAGUGAAAAACAAUACGAAGAGGCUUUAGGUGACGAUAAUGGAAAAUCUUGGAGAACUCUUCUAUUCUCGCUAUGUUUAUUUAACGCCGCUUUACACGAACGUCGAAAAUACGGUACACUAGGGUGGAAUAUUCCAUAUGAAUUUAACGAUUCAGAUUUAGAAGUGUCUGUAUUACAACUUCAUCAGUUAUUGAUUGACAGUAUUAAUGAAAUUCCAUGGAAAGCUUUACGCUUUUUAACAGGUCAAGUAACUUUUGGUGGAAGGGUAACAGACGACUGGGAUCGUAGGUGUUUAUCCCAUCUCGUUGAUAAAUUUUAUAGCGAAAACGUACUUGAACCUGGACAUACACUUUCAUCGGAUGGAAUUUAUCGUCCACCUCCAGCUGAUUUUACAUUUGCAGAUGUUAAAGCCUAUGUAGAGAAUCUUCCAGCUUCAGAUAGUCCCGAUUUAGUUGGAAUGCAUACAGAAGCCCAAGUAGCUUAUUUGGAAACUCAAACAAAAAAUAUAUUAGAAACAAUAGUAUUAAUGCAACCUAAACAAGGUGUUGGAGGUUUUGCAAAAAGCUCUAGUGGAGAUGAGUUCAUUUUAGCAAUGUCGGAUGAUAUAUUAAAGAAACUUCCACCGAAAGUUGACGAAAAAGGCGGCGGCGACAAUAAAUUACUUACCCUAUCAGAAAUCUUACAAAUUGCGAAUGGAACCUACUUAACAGGCCGAAGUAAGAAAGAAGUUCAAACUAAACGGGACAAAGAGUACACAGACUACAGAAGUCGACUUUUAAAGUUGUACUUUAAAAUACAUAGGAAACAAUCGUACAAUCUAUAUCAAACUAUAGAUAAGAUAAGGCGGGCUUUUGACCCGGCUGCUUUGACUUUUGAAGAUAUAGCGACACUGGAAACUAUGUACCCUCAACAAAUAGCUCAAAUUUCAAAGCUAACAAAUUCUGCCCUUUUCACUGUUCUCCGACAAGAAAUGGAAAGAUUUAAUCGUCUUUUAUCAAUCAUUCAUAAAUCUCUUAAAUCCCUUAAAAAAGCCGUAAAAGGAGAAGUUGUAAUGAGUGAGGUUCUUGAGGACGCCUAUUCGGCGUUACUUAAUCAAAAUGUACCUACGAAAUGGCGUCAAAUAUCUUACGAGUCAUGUAAGAAAUUAUCUUCGUGGGUCAUCGAUUUGCGCGAAAGGGUAAAUUUUAUACAGAAAUGGGUCGAAACCGUUGUUAACGAAGUGGAAAAGGUUCUUAAAGUUCCAUCACUACACAGUAAAGGUGGUAAAUUACAAGAACCUGUAGAACUAAAGAAAUUGAAUGUUUUCGAUACCCAACCGAGAUCAUUUUGGCUAUCAGCAUUCUUUUUUCCCCAAGGAUUCUUAACUGCAGUCCUCCAGAAUCAAGCCAGAAAAAUAGGUCAAUCAGUCGAUUCUUUAACUUUCCAAUUUGAAGUUUCGAGAAAUAUUCUAGACGAAGAUGAACUGAAUUCAACCCAUAAAGCAGAUAUCAUAAAAGAUGCUUUUGAAGGUUUAGCACCACCAGAAGAUGGAGUUGUCGUCUUUGGUUUAUUUAUAGACGGUGCAAGGUGGAACUUGGACAACCACUGUCUAGACGAGGUUGUAGUAGGCCAAAGAAUAUCCAGGCUACCUGAGAUCCACUUUAAACCAGUUUCAGCCCAACAAUUAAAUCAUCAAAAAAUUGAAAAUUCAACUGAAAAAAUACCACCAAAAAGACUAGCAAGUGCUAAAAGAAAAUCAGUACCAAGUGUAGAGCAUCUGUAUGAUUGUCCACUUUAUAGGACGUCGGCAAGAGCUGGUGCUCUCUCGUCUACGGGGCACUCAACAAACUUUGUAAUGAGCAUAAAUCUUCCGUCGAAAAAGGAGGAACAACACUGGAUAUUGAGAGGAGUAGCUCUCCUCACUCAACUAGACGAUUGA
Molecule: messenger RNA, 4717 nt
Organism: Dimorphilus gyrociliatus
Lineage: Eukaryota; Metazoa; Annelida; Polychaeta; Dinophilidae
Source: the annotation of a GenBank genome assembly